UUCCUCCCUCGACCUCUAUCUCCGGAGGACCAUCCACCACCCGAACUACCCAAGUACUUGAAGCACCAGGUGUAUGAUAAACCAGAGGUGUUUUCAAAAGUUGAUGAACAUGCAAUUCAAGUAAUGGUACUUCCUGUAAUUUGUUUGGUGUGGAAAUUAUGUACACCCGACAGUUACUCUGGUAUCCAUUGCAUUACGGUUAGUGGAUAUGCUAAGGGAGUGGAUUAUUUACCGGGAGAUCGCUUUUCCGGCCUUCCCGCCAAUCACUCAUGGAAUGUAAUAUAUAUUCGGGGGUCCUGGCAACUUGUUGAUGCCCAUUGGGCGGCUCGUUACAUGAGUUCUGGAAAGAAUGUACCCGAAAAUGUCGUUUAUGAAUACGACGACUUUUAUUUCAUGAUGGAGCCACAACAAGCUGUCUACAGUCACUUUCCAGAAGAAUCCAGAUGGCAGCUUCUCCCAACUCCGUUGACUUUGUCACAAUUUGAAAAUCUUCCUUUGACAAAGUCGCAGUUUUUCAAGUGUGCCAUAGACUUUCUGGAUCAACAUCAUGGAGUGGUGCACACUCGAGAUGGUCGCCUACCUAACCCAGCAGACCUACGGGAUCGGAUACCAAAUAUUGAUAUGGAAUUGAAAAGCUUCUUGCUUCAAGAAACGACAAAAGAUCGGUUGAAUUUUUACUUCCGACUUCCUGCAUCUGGAGUUUACUAUCUUACUAUCUAUGCUCAGUUGGUUGAGAAUAUCACGAUAGAAUUCUCACAUGCAUGUAUUCAAAUCGCACACAACCAGAGC
Molecule: messenger RNA, 789 nt
Organism: Echinostoma caproni
Lineage: Eukaryota; Metazoa; Platyhelminthes; Trematoda; Plagiorchiida; Echinostomatidae
Source: the annotation of a GenBank genome assembly